Juglans regia (Persian walnut) is the source of this 1454-nucleotide messenger RNA. RefSeq names its product chloroplast processing peptidase-like. Gene Ontology annotation, biological process: thylakoid membrane organization. The record is from RefSeq and is a predicted model, not a curated record. Gene Ontology annotation, cellular component: chloroplast thylakoid membrane. NCBI's taxonomy places the organism in Eukaryota, Viridiplantae, Streptophyta, Magnoliopsida, Fagales, Juglandaceae. The coding region runs from base 549 to 1130 and encodes 193 amino acids. Gene Ontology annotation, molecular function: serine-type endopeptidase activity. The transcript has 6 exons.
CCUGGUCAACUGUCAACCAUAAUUCCCAUUUGCAUCAACCUUCUCUCUCUCCCUCUUCCUCUCUCUGUGUAGAGACGAAGAAGAGUCUCUCAUGGUGGAUAAAGACAACCCACCUUACUGGGUUCCCUUUUGAGCCUUAAUUAUCAUAGACCAUGGAAGACCCAUUUCGUACUUUCACGCUUGUAGUUCUCCAUUUCCUUUCUAGCGUUUGCUCCUCUUUCGAACUUUUCGUUCAAUCAAAAUCCAUUUCUUACUUCUUCUUUGAAUAUUUCCAAGUUCAAACUCCUGAUCACUGAAUUCAACGACGUAGUUUGAUCGCCUCCCACGAUCUCACUCUCUUCAGUACUCUUCUGCUCACUAUAAUCACCAGCGUACAAUCAUGGCUUCAAAGAGUUCUGGUUCUUACUUCCCACUUCAAACCCUUUAAAGCUUGAAACCUUCAUUAUUUCAAUCUUUCGUAUUGUUGUUGUUUUCUUUGAAUUAUUUACUUGGGUUCUCAACUUUUUGGUCUUAAUCAUAUUCUCUGUGCUGUUCCCCGAAUUCCCACGAUGAGUUUCUUGAGGCCCUCUGCAUUGUACCAGUUCCUUAUCGCCUCCCCUUCGCUCCGGUGGAUGCCGUGCCAGAGUUGGGGGUUUCUCCGGUGGCCGGGGCUUGAUGGGUUCCUGAGGCUUUUGGUGCUGGUGCUUUUAUGGUCCACGUUUUCGGAGAUUCGGCACAUACCCUCCUCUUCUAUGUACCCAACUCUCCGUGUUGGUGACAGGAUCAUUGUUGAAAAGGCCACAUAUUACAUUCGAAGUCCUGCUAUACACGACAUUGUAACAUUUAGAGAUCCAACACAGCAUACUGGAGAAGAGCAAGGUGUUUUCAUAAAGAGAAUUGUUGCAAAAGCAGGAGACUUGGUUCAGGUCAAUCAUGGGUCGCUCUAUGUCAAUGGAAUUGCUCAAAAGGAAGAUUUUAUUUCAGGGUGCCCAACAUACAAAUCAAAUUUAAUAUGUGUGCCUCAUGGUCAUGUCUAUGUGCUGGGUGACAACCGGAACAACAGUUAUGACUCUCAUGUUUGGGGCCCCCUUCCCAUGAGAAACAUUCUUGGAAGAUAUGUUAUGUGUUGUUACAGACCUUCAAACAAUUGACUCAGCAAUGAUGGAAGAAGAGCUAGAGCGAUUUGAAUUUUAAACACACUCAGACUUUGGCAGGUUAGAGUGGGACAUUAUUAGAAGGCGAUUGAAUCUAUUAGAAGGUUUUAUAUAUACUGUUUUUCAAGAGGGCGAGACCCCAUAAGUCUUAUUAAGAAACCCUCACCUGUGGCGGAGGAAAACUGUGGUUACAUCCAAAGUACUUUGGGGGUGGGUGCAAAUCAUCUCUAGUCCAAGGGGUACAAACUAUACCAUCCCUUUGCUAUAUACUAAUUCCAUGGUCAUUUACAAGGUAUAAAUGGUAAUCUCGCUUUGUCCAAA